This is a messenger RNA of Olea europaea var. sylvestris, 825 nucleotides long. RefSeq names its product protein LIGHT-DEPENDENT SHORT HYPOCOTYLS 10-like. The transcript has 2 exons. NCBI's taxonomy places the organism in Eukaryota, Viridiplantae, Streptophyta, Magnoliopsida, Lamiales, Oleaceae. The record is from RefSeq and is a predicted model, not a curated record. Gene Ontology annotation, cellular component: nucleus. Gene Ontology annotation, biological process: mRNA transcription; response to light stimulus. The coding region runs from base 59 to 589 and encodes 176 amino acids.
UGCAGGUUUCACCUUAUAUAGGAACAAAGGCAGAAAAAUUUAUAGUAUAUGAUUAACUAUGGAGAGAGGGAAAGGCUUGGCAGAUGGGUCAUCAAUAUCCCCCGGUGGCGGAGCGGGUGGUGAUCCACCUAUUCCCACCACUCCGAGCCGCUAUGAGUCUCAAAAACGAAGGGAUUGGAACACCUUUGGGCAGUUCUUGAAGAACCAGAGGCCACCAGUUCCACUCUCUCAUUGCAAUAGCAACCAUGUUCUUGAAUUUCUUAGAUAUCUUGAUCAGUUUGGCAAGACUAAAGUUCAUUUGCAGGGCUGCAUCUUUUAUGGGCAACCGGAACCACCGGCGCCGUGUGCUUGCCCACUGAGGCAGGCUUGGGGUAGCCUCGAUGCACUUAUUGGCAGGCUACGCGCCGCCUAUGAGGAAAACGGUGGAUCACAGGCGACUAAUCCAUUUGCUAGUGGUGCAAUAAGGGUUUAUCUGAGGGAAGUAAAGGAGUGUCAAGCUAAGGCAAGAGGAAUCCCAUACAAGAAGAAGAAGAAGGCUAGCCCAGGCAAGCCAGAUGAUGAUUCCACUUCUUCCAUGCCAUUUUCUUGAUUCAAUCUAUGGAUCAAAAAUUGGGACUUGUAGACGGAGAAGAUACGUUUCGAGCAGGGAAAUUCCGUUCAAGUUGUUUCGGCUUCUAAAAUCAUCAAGCAAGACCUUAACUACGAAUAACUCAUAUAUGGCAUUCUGCACUAUAUAUUGCGGCUUUGUAUGUUAGAAUUUCUUGUGCACUUUGUGAGAUUCUAAACAUUUGUUUAUGAUUCAUGCUUUAUGAUUGUAGUUUUCUA